GGAGGAUAUGAGCUCACGAGCGGAGACUGGGGCGGGGGUCGGGGCGCUCGGUUUGGCUGGACUGCGGGAGCCGGAGCUGGGGGUCGGGGCCGGAGAGAGCCCUAGGGAGACGCUCCCGGGAGGAAGUCCUGAGAUUAUGAGGCUCUGGCCUCUGCCAGCUGCUUGCCUGUGACUUCCUCCACCACAGUGGAACGCCCCAGGCCCACCUCCUGCCGUGUGGUCAUCUACCUACAGCGGGAGAUGUCCGGAGACACCUGCCUGGCGGGCCUGUGCCCAGCCUCAGGGUCUAAGCCCAAGCCAGGGGGCUUCAAGGGUGGUGGGAUGGGCAACAAGUAUAUUCAGCUCAACGUCGGGGGCUCCCUGUACUACACCACGGUGCGGGUGCUCACGCGGCACGACACCAUGCUGAAGGCCAUGUUCAGCGGGCGCAUGGAGGUGCUGACUGACAAGGAGGGCUGGAUCCUCAUAGACCGAUGUGGGAAACACUUUGGCGCCAUUUUGAAUUACCUCCGAGAUGACACCAUCACCCUCCCCCAGAACCGGCAAGAGAUCAAGGAGCUGAUGGCAGAAGCCAAAUAUUACCUCAUCCAGGGCCUGGUGGACAUGUGUCAGACGGCAUUGCAGGAUGAGAAGGACUUAUACCAGCCCGUGUGCAACAUCCCCAUCAUCACAUCCCCAAAGGAGGAGGAGCGACUCAUUGAAGCCUCCACUAAGCCUGUGGUAAAGCUACUCUACAACCGGAGCAACAACAAAUACUCCUACACCAGCAACUCCGACGACCACUUGCUGAAGAACAUUGAGCUCUUUGACAAACUCUCUCUACGCUUCAACGGCCGCGUGCUCUUCAUUAAGGAUGUCAUCGGAGACGAAAUCUGCUGCUGGUCCUUCUAUGGCCAAGGCCGGAAGCUGGCCGAGGUGUGCUGCACCUCCAUCGUCUACGCCACCGAGAAGAAGCAGACGAAGGUGGAGUUCCCAGAGGCCCGCAUCUAUGAGGAAACGCUCAACGUCCUGCUCUAUGAGACACCCCGAGUCCCUGACAACUCUUUGUUGGAGGCCACGAGCCGGAGCAGGAGCCAGGCUUGCCACGGUGAAGACGAGGAGGCCUCUGAAUUACGAGACCGAGUCCGCCGUAUCCACGUCAAACGCUACAGCACCUAUGACGAUCGGCAACUCGGCCACCAGUCCUCCCAUCGCGACUGACGGCACCGCAGGGCAGUGGGACCCACACGGCCUAGGUUCCCCUUCUCCCUGGUGCACCCAAACCAGCAUCACUCGUUGGGCGAGUAUACGCCUCAACCCUCAGGGCGGGACAGAGCCCCCAGAGAGGCCGAGGGGGCAGGAGGGGGAAGGACCUUCGUCAGGGGGACUGGGCCUUGCCCACCAAUGGCAUGGUUGGCCCUGUUCCCCAGCUGCCUGGUUCCCUGCCUUGAUAGCCCUAAGUCAUUGCUCUCCAGGCCACAGCCUUAAGGCCUGGGGAUCAGGCUCUUGCUGAGGAGGCGCUGAAGCAUCAGGCCUGGUGCCCUUUCAUGGAUCUUCUUGCCCUUCGCCAAAGCUUGGGGGUAGGGGUAGGGCACUGCAUCAUGGCCUGUUUCUGGGGUCAAGAAGGAGCUGAGAAUUCGGUUCCAGGGAUGGAGAGGCCCUGGGCAGUCCCCUAGGACAUUUCCAGUCACAGGUGAAGAGCAGCAGCUUUUUGUAGCCCCUUCGGAGAGGGGAAGGGGGCUGGAGACCCUCCCUUCCCUUGGUUCUCUUGGGUCAUGAUGCAGUUUCUUCAGAGUACUUUGUAUUCUUCUGCAAAAAGCUGUCAGCCCUGAUCCAUCAGAUUCUCACCAGAGAACAGAGGUUAAUCUUCCCAUGUUUUCCUUUUUUUUCCCCACACCUAAUCCUGCUCCUUCUUCCAGGAUCCAGUUCUUGAGAGAGGAAAGGUCAGUCAGGUCCCAUUUUGGAUGAAAUGAGCAAGGUGGUUGGCCUGUAGCUGUAAAAACAGACAGCAGGCUCAGACUGCCCAGGGCCUGGGAAAUCUUGAGAAAAGGCUGAAUUCUCAGGCUGCAACAGUAGCAAGUCCAGCUGGAGGAUCUGGUGACGCAGCCCCACAAACAUCGGAUUGGGUAGCAUGUUCCUUUUACACCUUCGGCCCCUUUGGCUGGGUCAUUUAGCUCAUGGAAUCUUUGCUGCUCAGGCAUGGGAAUUCAAAUGGCUUCUCUUCAGGGCUGUAGGCCUCCCUUUCCCCACUUGGUUUAGCGUGACCUUCAGAAAGUCUUUUCAGAAUUUUUUCUCAGAAGAAUGUGCCUGUUGUGAAAGAAGCCAGGUGUUUUCCAAUCAGCCCAUUCCUCUCAUCAGUCGUUCCAGCCUACAUCCUACUUCUUCAAUCAGUGGUGGUUUCUAGGAAUCCAAAGGCAGGUGGCAUUUGUUUGUUAUUCCAUUUUAUUCUUGGAAUCUCGAAUGGCACCUUCCCAGCCACCUGCCAAUUCAGGGCAGGACACCAAAGUCUGCCUUUUUUUAGCCAGUUCUGCUGAGCCCUGAGCUUGGGAUCUUUUCAAGUCUGGUCUUGAUUUCGCCAGAGCUCUCAUUGUUCCCACUCCUUUGGCCGUUGAGGUGCAACCCUUUUAACAGGAGGCACCUGUCCUUUGGCCUCGGAUUCCUAGACCAGGAAGGGAUCUGCAGCCCUAGAAUGGCCUCACCCUCUCCUCUACCCUUUCUCAUGUAGAAGUGAAGACACGUUACUGGGCAUUAUCUUAUGUUGCCCUGGCUGAGACUAUCAGAAAACUUGGUCUGUUGGCAUGACCGCUGCUGCUUUUACCCGAAACACUAUAGCUAUAGGCAAAGUAGUUGGAGAAUUUCCUUUAGAAGACACUAACUCCCCAUUCAGAAAAUAGAGACCUAUUUUUCAAGUGUUCAUCAGGAAAUCCUUAAGUCACUCAUCUCUUAGCUGUGGGAACUUUGACUUCAGCAGCCAGAGCGGAUGAAAAACACAGGUCAGAGACAAUCAGUCACUGCCUGGCUGCAGAAGCUGCCACCACGGCCCUCCCCCCUGCCCCUACUCCAGGUAGCUCUGGUGUGUUUUAUAUAGCACUUUUGAAAUGACUGUCCUAUCUUUAAGCUGCUGUUUGUGUUUGUUUUUUAAAUCGGAACUAAAUGACCUUCCCCUGACAUACACCAAGGUGUCAUGAGAGAGCUAUGGGUGUGGCAUGGUGGUGGCAGCGGCAGCAGCUCAGGGGGGAGGUAUUUUCCACCCCUAGACACUGGGCCCCAAGCUCCAGACCCCCAUUUGGGUAGUUUAACCGCAAGCCAGCUAACGGCUCAGGGUAGGCUCCCCUUCCGUCUUGUACAAUCCAGCCGUGUCAGGCUCCCAGGGAUUCUGUAGUUCAGUUUCCCUUCUCUGUCUCAAGGUCAGGUAGGCCCUUGGCUCGGUGAGGGCUUCACUUUUCUCACUAACCUUUUACAUGGCAAUAUUCCCACUCCCUGAUUAGCACAGGCAAUGGAAGCAAACACUAAUUUUUAAUAAAAUCCUGUUACACCGUA
Phascolarctos cinereus (koala) is the source of this 3519-nucleotide messenger RNA. RefSeq names its product TNF alpha induced protein 1 (gene TNFAIP1). The record is from RefSeq and is a predicted model, not a curated record. Gene Ontology annotation, molecular function: protein binding; ubiquitin-protein transferase activity. Gene Ontology annotation, cellular component: Cul3-RING ubiquitin ligase complex. Gene Ontology annotation, biological process: proteasome-mediated ubiquitin-dependent protein catabolic process; protein homooligomerization; negative regulation of Rho protein signal transduction. Lineage: Eukaryota; Metazoa; Chordata; Mammalia; Diprotodontia; Phascolarctidae.